Molecule: messenger RNA, 3858 nt
Organism: Falco peregrinus (peregrine falcon)
Lineage: Eukaryota; Metazoa; Chordata; Aves; Falconiformes; Falconidae
Gene: GGA1
Product: golgi associated, gamma adaptin ear containing, ARF binding protein 1
Exons: 17
Coding region: 122-2119 (665 amino acids)
Biological process (GO): vesicle-mediated transport; intracellular protein transport
Cellular component (GO): trans-Golgi network
Molecular function (GO): ubiquitin binding; phosphatidylinositol binding; small GTPase binding
Source: RefSeq, a predicted model, not a curated record
CGUUGGAGCGGCGCUCUAGACCGUUCGGUGCGCUCUCGAUGGCUUGGCGGCGCCGGGCCGGGUGGGUGGGCGGCGGCGCGGCGCUGCCCCGCUGAGGAGCCGGCGGGCGGGGCCCUCCGCCAUGGAGCCCGAGACGCUGGAGGCGUGCAUCAACAAAGCAACAAACCCCCUGAACAAGGACCUGGACUGGGAUGGUAUCAAUGCUUUCUGUGAGCAGCUCAAUAAGGAGCUGGAGGGUCCUCCGCUUGCUACCCGACUUCUUGCCCACAAGAUCCAAUCUCCACAGGAAUGGGAAGCUCUUCAGGCCCUCACGGUGCUGGAGUCCUGCAUGAAGAGUUGUGGCAAACGCUUCCAUGAUGAGGUGGGCAAGUUCCGCUUCCUCAAUGAGCUCAUCAAAGUGGUGUCACCCAAGUAUCUUGGAAGCCGGACACCAGAAAAAGUGAAGUCAAAGAUCCUGGAGCUGAUGUACAGCUGGACGUUGGGGCUGCCUCAUGAGGUGAAGAUCUCGGAAGCCUACCAGAUGCUGAAGAAACAAGGGAUUGUGAAGUGUGACCCAAAGCUGCCUGAUGACACUCCUUUUCCACCACCUCCCCCUCGGCCCAAGAACAUAAUCUUUGAUGAUGAAGAGAAAUCCAAGAUACUGGCUCGUCUCCUGAAAAGUUCCCAUCCUGAGGACCUCCGGGCUGCCAACAAGCUCAUCAAGGAGAUGGUUCAGGAGGACCAGAAGCGCAUGGAGAAGAUCUCCAAGAGGGUGAAUGCCAUUGAGGAGGUGAACAACAAUGUGAAGCUGCUGACAGAGAUGGUGACAAACUACAGCAAGGGGGAGACAAUGGAAAGCAAUGAGGACCUAAUGAAGGAUCUGUAUCAGCGCUGUGAGCGUAUGAGGCCCAUGCUCUUCCGGCUCGCCAGUGACACAGAAGACAAUGAUGAAGCUCUGGCGGAGAUCCUGCAAGCCAAUGACAAUCUGACACAGGUGAUCAAUCUCUACAAGCAGCUUGUAAGGGGAGAAGAGAUCAAUGGGGAGACGGUGGCUGGUCCCCUUCGAGGCAGCACCUCAGCGCUUCUGGAUCUGUCAGGCCUGGAUCUUCCAGCAACAGGCCCUUCCUACCCAGCCUUGCCCACCCUUUCAGGUGGCUCAGCAGUCCCUGUGCCUGACCAAGCUGGCUCUGUCUCCUUGCUGGAUGAUGAACUCAUGUCUUUAGGCCUAAAUGACCCAUCACCACAUCCUACCCAGGCUGGUGACAGCAGUGGCUGGAACAGCUUCCAGUCAUCAGAUAGCAACGAGCUCAGUCUCACCCCUAUCGUGGCGACACCACCAGUCAAAACAGAUGCUGGUGCGUCCUCCCCCAAACCUCCUUUCACCAGUGGCCUGGAUGACCUGGACCUCCUGGGCAAGACUCUGCUGCAACAGUCUUUGCCUCCAGAGUCUCAACAAGUGCGAUGGGAGAAGCAGCAGCCACCCCCCCGGCUCACCCUGAGGGAUCUCCAGAACAGGAGCAGCUCUGGCACUACAGCCCACAAUCCCAGCACUCUGCCCAUGCUCCAGAGUGUUUCUCCGAACCCUACACUGCCCCUGACCUCAGAGCUGUCUGCUCCUGCUACGCUUCCAAAAGCUGCUACCACACCAACAGGAAGUACUGCAGUCCCACCACGGCCUCCUGCCACCACACUGCCCCAGGAGAUCUUGCUGGCCAACAUCACUGUGCCUCUGGAGUCAAUCAAACCCAGCAGCAUCCUCCCUGUGACAGUGUAUGAUCAGCAUGGCUUCCGUGUCCUCUUCCACUUUGCUAAGGAUGCCCUGCCGGAGAGGCCUGAUGUGCUUGUGGUGGUGAUUUCUAUGCUUAGCACAGCCCCGCAGCCCAUCCGCAACAUUGUCUUUCAGUCUGCCGUCCCCAAGGUGAUGAAGGUGAAGCUACAGCCUCCCUCAGGCACGGAGCUGCCGGCAUUCAACCCCAUUGUCCACCCCAGUGCCAUCACACAAGUCCUGCUGCUUGCUAACCCACAGAAGGAGAAAGUGAGGCUACGGUACAAGCUGACCUUCACCAUGGGAGAGCAAACCUACAAUGAAAUGGGGGAUGUGGACCAGUUCCCCCCGCCAGAGUCCUGGGGAAACCUCUAGGGCUGCACAUGGCAGGCACUACUUUGCAGAGUCCUUGAGAAGCCAGCCCUGUGGGGCUGGAGCAGCCUGAGGAGAUGGGGAGGGGGGGGGGGGGGUGCACUGCUCACACUCCAUCCUCCAGAUGGCUGGGCAAGGGCCAGAGGGAGCAUGCCUCAAGGAGGAGAGCAGAGACACCAGGAGAUGUUCAUCCAACAAGACUACUAGGAGUGGAGUGGAAAGCUUUGUGUGGGUGAACAGUUGCCUUCCCUGCUCUUCCCAAAGGCAACACUCCCUCCCGACCUGUCCAGCUUCUCUUCUAACCCUGCUUUCCCCCUCUAGGUGCAGUGGGGAACAAGGAUGGGGAGCUUUAACAGCCUCAGCCUGGGGCAAGGCCUAACAAAGGAAGAUCCUUUUCCUUGACUGUCCCCUCUAUGCUUCCCAGCCCUUCAGCUGCUUUGCGCUCGGUGUGCUCCCUCUUGUUCCCCUCCGCUCUUUGGAGUUGGGCCUCAGCCACUCCCUGUCUGGUCAGAGCACACUGGAGCUGCUGUGGAACAAGGCUGGACAGAGACUAGGUGUCUCUCCGGUACCGGAGAGCAGGCAGCUGUCCUUGCUUUGGAGGGGUCAGUGGGAGGCAUCUUCCUAUAUCUUCCUCCUUCCCGCUGCUUACAGAACUGUUGGUGGGAGGUGGGCCCUGGGCUGGGACCCCAGGGGCUGGGAAGGGCUUGCUCUGUGCCUUCCCAGCCCCUUCGGCAGGAGCUCCUGGGCACUGAGCCUCUGCAGCAAGGAAGCCCACACCCUUCCCAGACACUUCAUCUGCCACAGCAAGCUUUGGGGGCUCUGUCAGACUUUGUCCCGUGUGCCAGCCCUGAGGGGCGUGCUGUGGUGAGGUGAGUUGCCACACAGCCUCCUUGCCAGACAGGGAGAGGAAGCAGCACGUUGUCUUCCUCUGCCCUGGCUGGGCUGGAGAGCUUGGUGUGGCACGGGGCUUUCUCAGCUCUUCAGUGUCUUCUCGGGGUGAGGUAGGUGAUGGGCUGGGGGUUGGCGAGAGACUGGAGCCCAGCCCAUCACCAGGGGACACCGCUAAGCUUGGCAUUGGGAUCCCAGGUCUGCAAGGGGGGGUGGGGGGUGCAGGUGGGCGUACAGCUGUGCCUUGCACACCCUUGCCCGCAGCCGUGGGCAGGCCUGGCUCCCUGCGGUGAGGAGAGGGCUUGCCCCAGCCACCUGAUCACUGUGACACAAGAGCAGGGAUCUGCAGGCACAGAAGAGACCAGGGGUGGCACGUCCCAAGCAAUCCCCAUCCCAACAGGACUCAUGACCGCAGGAGGUACUUCCCAUCCCUAAGCUGGUUUUAAGAGGGCUUGAUCUUAAAAGCAGGGGCAAGCUGUGCCCUGCAUUGGCUUGCCAGAGGUACAAGGAGGCCUGUGAAAGAUGGAGGUGAGCAGGGUGUCUCGCACUCUUGGCUUGGGGACAGCAAAGGUGAGGUGUCUUGGAGCUGGGCACAGCACGUGGUAGGAGGAGAGGGGGAAGCAAGGUCUUUAUGCUGGGGUUCUGCUGUGUCUUACUUCCCUUUCUGGUCUCUUUUCAGGGUUUUGUAUGGGUUUUUUCUUUGCAGAUCUUGUUUGGUUCUUGAACAGACUUGUAUAUAUUUUCAGUGCAAAAUUCUGUAAAUGGAAGAAAACAAACAAACAAAAAGAUUUAAAAUUAAACGCCCGGUGCGAAGAAUCUGCUGUAUUUAUGGGAAAUAAAGAAUUCUUUACUGA